UUUUUUUUUUUUCACCAGUCAUUCUUUUCUGUAUUAUUUAUUUCAAUUCUUAGUCACUCGUUUGUAGCUAGUUACCAUGAAGAGAUGGAUACUCGUCCUCGGACUGGGGGCACUCGCUGCCAGCUUUCCCACGGCUGAAAACACCCACAGGAUGGGUAUGUACGGCAACAUCGACAAACGCUGUCCCCUGGCAGAAAUACAGGCUCAGGUCCAGUCUCAAGCCAAGGAGAAACAUCAGGAGAAGCGCCUUCUCUCCAGCUCUCUGGAUACCCCGGUGGACAUCAGUGGGGAGCACGCGUUCCAACCUCCUGAUUUCGCGGCCGGUGACCAGCGCGGUCCUUGUCCCGCUCUGAAUGCUCUGGCAAAUCACGGAUACCUUCCGCACAAUGGUGUGGCUUCAUUUGGCGAGGCUGUUGCCGCUGUCAAUCAGGUGUAUGGCAUGGGCCUUGAUAUAUCGCUAGUUUUAGCCACCAUGGGUACCGUCUAUAGCGGGAAUGCUCUAUCCCUUGACCCAGGAUUCUCCAUUGGUGGACCUGACCCGAGGGUCAGCAAUAUCCUUGGCAAUGUUCUCAAUUUGUUUGGGGAACCUCAAGGUCUCGAUAGAUCCCACAAUUUCGUCGAAGCCGACGCCUCGAAUACGCGUAAUGACCUUUAUGUGACGGGGAAUGCCUGGACCCUCAACAUGACACUAUUCAACGAGUGGUACGAAAUGUCCACCGACGGCACCUUUUCCAUGGAGCUCAUGGGUGAACGGGCCAAAAUCCGCUUCGACCAGGCCAAGGCAACUAACCCGAACUUCUACUACGGUCCUGCUACUGGUCUGAUUUUCCGUAAUGCUGGUUACCUCUUCUCUGGCCGGUUGUUCCGAAAUCACUCCCAGGAUAACACCGAAGGCGUUCUGACCAAGGAUAUCGUGCGCAAUUUCUACGGUAUCUAUGGCGAGGAGGGGAACUUUACCUACCGUGAAGGAUGGGAGCGCAUUCCGGAGAACUGGUACAGGACUCCGAGUGACUGGGAUAUCGUUAAUUUCAACGCUGAUCUCAUUCCGUGGCUUGUGAAGUAUCCCGAGCUGGCCAGCAUUGGUGGUAACACCGGUACAGUCAACAGUUUUACAGGCGUCGAUCUAUCCGACAUCACCGGGGGCGUCUUCAAUGCCACCACCCUUCUCGAGGGCAACAAUCUUGUGUGCUUCGUGUUUGAAGCUCUCAAAGUCUUCAGCCCCAACGCCCUGGCCGGUCUUUAUAAAACUCUGGCUGUCCCUCUCAAGCUUCUUACCGACACUCUUGCCGCCCCGCUGCUAGACCUGGCUUGUCCUGCUUUUGAUGAUAUGCAACUUGGUGGUCAGCCUCUGUGGACGGCUCUCCAGGAUCUCUUCCCAGGUGCACUGAAGAGUAGCAGUGCGCUUUAAACUAGCUGUUGUAGGUUUGAGUCCUGGCUGAGGGUAUCUCCGAUGCCUUUUUUUUUCUCCCCCAUUAAGGAGGAAGCCGUUUGUAAACUGUUAGCUGCCAG
Molecule: messenger RNA, 1509 nt
Organism: Aspergillus ochraceoroseus IBT 24754
Lineage: Eukaryota; Fungi; Ascomycota; Eurotiomycetes; Eurotiales; Aspergillaceae
Product: peroxidase family protein
Exons: 7
Coding region: 77-1408 (443 amino acids)
Molecular function (GO): peroxidase activity
Source: RefSeq, a predicted model, not a curated record